CCACCUGGUCAUUGCCUUACAGGACAGUGCGAUUAUCAAUGAGGAUAAUUUGCCCAUGUUCCAUCAGUGUGGAAUCAUGGCCCUGGUUGCAGCGUACCUCAACUUUGUAAGUCAGAUGAUAGCUGUCCCUGCAUUUUGCCAGCAUGUUAGCAAGGUUAUUGAAAUUCGAACUAUGGAAGCCCCUUAUUUUCUACCAGAGCAUAUUUUCAGAGAUAAGAGCAUGCUUCCAAAAUCUUUAGAGAAACAUGAAAAAAAUUUGUAUUUCCUGACCAACAAGAUUGCAGAGUCGCUGGGAGGAAGUGGAUACAGCGUGGAGAGGCUGUCAGUUCCAUACGUACCACAGGUAACAGAUGAAGAUUGGCUUUCCAGAAGAAAAAGCAUUGUAGACACUGUGUCUAUUCAGGUAGAUAUUUUACCGAACAGCAUUCCUCCUGAUGACGUGGCUAAUAAUACUGAAGAAAUCACAUUUGAAGCAUUGAAGAAAGCAAUUGAUACCAGUGGGAUGGAAGAACAAGAAAAGGAAAAGAGACGUCUUGUCAUAGAGAAAUUCCAGAAAGCACCUUUUGAAGAAAUAGCAGCACAGUGUGAAUCCAAAGCAAAUUUGCUUCAUGAUAGACUUGCUCAAAUAUUGGAGCUCACCAUACGUCCUCCUCCCAGUCCAUCAGGAACACUGACAAUUACUUCUGGGCAUGCCCAAUACCAGUCUGUCCCAGUGUAUGAGAUGAAGUUUCCAGAUCUGUGUGUGUACUGAGUGACCCAGGAAGACCUCAACAUAGGAUUUUAAAGCUUAAAAUUAAGGCCAAGUUGAGUUUUCAGGGUUUACUUAAUGCAUAUUAACAUACUUGUUGAAAAUAAUGAUGGAACUUAUCUUUAACCAAAUGCUUAGCAUAUCAUAUAAGAAGUUUUGGAACUAUAUAUGAUUUAGAGUACUUUUGAAUUUAGACUUAUACCAUGUAAUUUGUUUUGAGGUUCCUUUUGACAUUUAAAGUUGAAUAUGUAUUGGUCUCACAUUAUUCCAUUGUUAAAUGGUGUAUUUUAUUCUUUUCAGAAACGUUAACUUUUUGUAAAAAGUAAGCCUCCAGAGGAUUGAAAAUGUGUAAAGUGUCUACUGUAUUUCUUAAAUGUCAACAGAACUGUUUAGAAAUAGAAUUGCUUUUGACUUUGGUUAUCUUCAAAAGCAAAUACAUACAAUUAUAUUCCUGAUCCUGGGGCUGCAAAACUGUCCUGUGGCUUUCUGUUCCCAUGCUGACUUAGGUAAGUGGUGACAAGCAUCCUUGUAGUCAUUUCCUGUGAUAACAUGGGGUAGCUAUUCCUUAAUGUGUUUACAGUAAUGACAUCUUGUGGAAUAGUUUCCUAGAACAUGACCCUAAGAAUCGCCAUACUAAAGCAUCUGGUUCUUGUAAUACUGUGUGGUUUUGCUAAAAAUUUGACCAUUCUUCUUGAGAGGCUUAGAGCUUGCUCUUGGAGUACCGAACUGUGCAAUAUUUUUUUAUAUCAUAAGAUGUAUUCAUUUACAGGCCAUGCUUUGAAUAGUAUUUUGAAUAGUAUUUUGCUGUGGCUUCAUUGAUUAUAUGAUAUAUAUAAAUAUAUAUAUAUAUAUAUUUAGUAUAGGAAAAAAAAGACAUUUAAAACAGCCACUAGUUCACCUGUGAGGAGUUUAUACAUUUGAUUUCUGUUAGGAGCACAUGAAUUUAUAGUUUUAUAUUGUGCAUUGGUUUAAAUACUCAUGGUCAAAAAUUCUUCAAAUCGACUUUUAAUUUGUGAGCUUCUUUUGAUUUUCGCUAUCAGGAUCACAGGUGUACCCUAUACAUGUACUGAUGGACAUGAAACUAGGUACAUUUUAGUGAAUUGCAUCACAUUGUAAAAAUGAACAAUUCUCUUUCCAACUCUAAUAAAAUUCUCUUAGGACAUUUUUAUAAAAUCACCUGUUUAUAGUUGUACUGCUUUUUCAGAUUCAAUUUCUUCUUACAUAUCAAAAAUUGUACCUCAAAAUAUAAUUCAGUUUUGGUUUUUGUUUGAAAAAUCACCAUGAAGAAUGGAAUGUUUUAACUUUGUUCUAUAGUUAUUUGGUCAUCAUUAGUAGAAGCAGAAAAAAAAGUGAGGAAAUGAUAAUGGAAUACUUGAAAAUUGUUGAAUAUUUAAACCAAAGGGCAACCAAUUGAAAAGAAUAGUUAUUUUAAGCUGGAAACUGACACUAAAACAGUGGAUUAACUGUCAGUGCACAAGACUUGUGUUCAGAGCAACAGUACAGUCACCACUGGAGGACUAGAUGGCCCUGUUGUCACUGUCACUGCCUCUGAUCAAAUAAAAUGCUUCACCAGUUAAUAAGUCAAAGUUUAUGUUAUGGUUUUUCUUUUUACCUUUUGUAUUUCUAAAGAAGGAUGUGAAUUCCUGACUGUACAUUUAAAAAGUCUAAGCAGGGGGACAUGCAGAACAAUCAUCAUCCACUUGGAUGCCAUUUUAUAGAUCAACACUGUGUGCUUUUGUAUGAAGAUAUAUAAAUUUCAUAGUUUAAGAAAAGAUAUAUAUUAAUUUGCUUUCAUGCAAAACAUAAACUUUGCUCUAUAAAAUUUACCAUUUCAAGGUGAUUUAGAAAUGCACGUGCUGCAUGCAUAGGAAAACCAUCACAGUUCAUGUUUGUCACUUUUCUCUUGGUCUUUGUAAACUGUUGACUUGGGUUUUUUGGGAUUUUUGUUGAUGUUGUUUUUGAAUCACAGAAGAUUACAUAAACCUUGGAUCACUGAACUGGUCUUGUUGACAAGGAUUCCCGAGAUAUGGAUCUUUUCUCUGGUGACCUACCAUGUCUGUAGGAGGUUCUCCGGAGACUAGGAGAGCAUACUGUAUUGUAGCCAGUUCAGACAAUGAAAGCUAGGAUUUGCUGAAGUUCACUGUCUUGCUCUAUUUUUGUAGUAUAUAAAAUUCA
This is a messenger RNA of Lepus europaeus (European hare), 2923 nucleotides long. Its product is annotated as protein EFR3 homolog A-like. Bases 56 to 751 code for a protein of 231 amino acids. The transcript has a single exon. The record is from RefSeq and is a predicted model, not a curated record. Lineage: Eukaryota; Metazoa; Chordata; Mammalia; Lagomorpha; Leporidae. Gene Ontology annotation, cellular component: plasma membrane. Gene Ontology annotation, biological process: protein localization to plasma membrane.